AGAUGUUGGUUGCCGCUCGAAACAUAUUACGCAAGAAGGCACGCCUAACGGCCAUUUGGGUGAGCGGAAUUGAUGUUAAAUGGAUGUCCUUUCAGCUCUCUUAGCGAUACCAUAUGAUACGCACAGUGCCAUCGGCCAAUAUCGGUUUUGUAUUCAGACGCCGUCGAUUGCGAGCGCUUCUUCAAGGCACGCCACCAUGUGCUCUUUCCGAACAAAACAUUUUUAUUACAUGGAACAGGUUUUUAAUCGCUAAAACAGCAGAAGCCGAAAAAAGCAAGCUUUAUCCGGCUUCUGUGAUGAUUUGGACGCAAUCACUCCCGAUGGCAAAAUGUCGCUGAUUUUUGUGCCUUAGCCAAGCAAAAUAGCGCUCCUGCGCACAAGGCGAAGAUUUUAAACGGCUCCAAAGCAUCAAGAACUUCAUUACUUUUGCAGCUUGGUCUCCAUGUUCUUCGGAUUUGAAUCCCCUUGACUACAGCCUCUGGUCAGUUCUUGAGGCCAAAGCCUGCGCACACCAGCACAAGAAUGUGUAGUCUUUGCGACGUGCUUCUCAGUAUGCAUGGGAGGAAAUCGACGUGAAAUACCUCCUCGUGCAGAUUUCUCAAACAUCUCGAGCUUGUGUUUGCCCAAAGGAUAGACUUUUGGACUGUAAAAUCAAUUCCAUGUGAUCGAUUGUUGAGUAAACGUUAU
Cylicocyclus nassatus is the source of this 687-nucleotide messenger RNA. The record is from the annotation of a GenBank genome assembly. NCBI's taxonomy places the organism in Eukaryota, Metazoa, Nematoda, Chromadorea, Rhabditida, Strongylidae.